Molecule: messenger RNA, 414 nt
Organism: Aspergillus tanneri
Lineage: Eukaryota; Fungi; Ascomycota; Eurotiomycetes; Eurotiales; Aspergillaceae
Exons: 2
Coding region: 1-414 (137 amino acids)
Source: RefSeq, a predicted model, not a curated record
AUGUGUAUUUUCAAAGCCGCCACGUCUAUGGCCACAUUAACCUUCCGGCUAUCGAGCGGAAGAAAUGGUGUCGCGUUACUGAGCCUGACGGAAUCUGAAGUGGAGAAUAUCCGAGAACAGAUCCGGGACAACAGCGGACAAAACAAUGAACUUCGUAGCGCAAAUGCGCAACUUCAUAACGCAAAUGCACACCUCCGUAUGCAAAAUGUUUACCUUUGUGACCAAAACACGUGCCUCCAGAGUGAGCUGUCGAGAUUAUACGCGAGUGAGAGUUAUCUGAGGCAGUAUGUGGAGGAGCUCCAGGCUAUGCUUAAGGUUUUUAAAUGGCAAGAGGAAGAAGAGUUCCCAAAGUUAGUUGCAAACCAACCGGUGCAGCCGUCCUUGAUUAGGCUAACGGAGGAGGUAUCGCUAUGA